AGCGAAAAUACCGUGAAUCGAGUAUUUUUUUUUCUCCUUGCUCCUUCCUAAAUUCCUAAACUUCCUCUGUGAAACCGCUCCAACUUCACAGCAUCAUGAAGUGGAGGUCAAUGUUCAAUCGCGACAAUGAUGGUGCGACGCGCAUGAUUGACGAAGCCAGCGCUCUGCUCCCCACCCAUACCGAUCGAAUCCCCAGUGCUAUUCCCGCCAAAGAGGUCACAAAGGUUGCAUUACGCCUCAAACAUCAAAUCGAGCAAGUCGUCCCUUGCGAGCUUGAGGAGGAUAGAAUAACCGCCGCUCACUCAAACAUCAUCACUCCAAAGGUUGUCGAAACAGCCCGAUCUGCUGGAAAGCAUGGUCGCUCCAAUUCUUCUGACGAUGACUACUCUGCCUGUGUGGUUUUCUGCUUGUUGAUUUGCAAGAAAUGGUUCAAGCGACAAGCUUUGUUGGAGCUAUGGGAUGCUGAUAUGCAUGAAGUUCGUGCUGUCGCUUGUGAGGUCAUUGCUAAGGCUAUCAUUGAAUCCGAGGAAGAUUCUGGUUUCUUGCUGCAAAGCAUCCUUCUAAAGAGAUACAGCAUCAUCCUAAAUGGAGAGGAGACCGUCCCCAACAACGUCAUCGAAAAGGCUGUUGACUUGCAUGCGCUCAGAGUCAUUGGAAGCUCUGGCUAUCAGAAGUGCAUCUCCUAUCUUUGGCGUGGCUGGCUGGUUCAAGACGAGGACGACCCGACUCGCUUUGUUGACUACAAGUUGAAGACUUCGACAAGCUAUUGGGAUCAUCUCGACCCCGACCGCAUGCGUGCUCCUCUCUACCAGAACGCCCUCCAGGUCUUCAUCAGUCUGCUCUACCUCGGUUUCUACACUGGCGCCAUCAACACCAUCAACCCUACUGGUGAUCUCGAUGUUAUCGAGGGCCUGCUCUACCUUUUCACUCUUGGAUUCCUCUGCGAUGAGAUUGCCAAAUUCUGGAAGGUUGGAAAAUACUACUUUGGAUUCUGGAACUCCUUCAACAACACUCUGUAUGCUUUGUUGACUGUCUCGUUCGUCACAAGAAUGAUUGCUCUUGGUCAUCACGUUGGCGAUGAAAACAGACACAAGUUCAACGAACUCAGCUACAACUUCCUUGCCUUCUCCGCCCCGAUGUUCUGGUGUCGUCUGCUGCUCUACUUUGACACUUUCCGCUUCUUCGGUACCAUGCUCGUUGUGCUUAAGGUCAUGAUGAAAGAAUCACUCAUAUUUUUCGCCCUCCUGUUCUUCGUUAGUAUCGGCUUCCUGCAAGCUUUCGUCGGCCUGGACCAAGAAGAUCAAAAGCUUGAUGCCACAAACUUCAUCAUUCAGGCCAUGAUCAACGCUGUCAUGGGCAGUCCGGAAUUCGAUGGAUUCGACAACUUUGCUGCUCCGUUCGGCUUGAUCCUCUACUACAUCUUCACUUUCAUCGUCAUCGUCUUGUUGUUGAACAUUCUCGUCGCUCUCUACAACAGUGCUUACGAGGACAUCACCGAACACUCUAUCGAUGAGUACAUGGCUCUCUUCGCACAGAAGACUUGCCAAUUCGUCCGUGCUCCUGACGAGAAUGUCUUUAUUGCUCCUUUCAAUCUCAUCGAAUUGGUUUUCCUUGUCCUGCCUUUCGAAUGGUGGAUGGAUAAGAAGAACUAUGAACGUCUCAACGACUACGUCAUGGCAACCAUCUACAGUCCUCUGUUGCUUGUAACCGCAGCUCUUGAAACAAGGGUAGCCCACAAAGUCCGCUUUAACCGUAAGAGAGGAGAAGAAGAUGAAGAUACUAUUGAGGAAUGGGAGCAGAUGGAUGGCGAAUUCGACUUUGAGGGUGAUGGUUGGACGAAGGUAUGCGAAGAAACGAAGCCCAAUGUGGAGGUUGAUGGAACUUUGGUCGAGGUCAAGGAGUUGAGAAAAGAGAUUGAAGAGUUGAAGAAGAUGUUGAGAAGUCUCAAGGAUUAAGGAUGGGCUCAAUAAUCUCUAUGCUCGUAGGAACAUGGGGCAACGCUGCUCACGGCAGUUGUCGUGCAAACAGACGGCAGUCAAAUAGAGAGGAGAUGGUCGUUCUGAAUCAUGCCGUUGUCCAAUGAUCGUCAGGUCAUGCAACAUUAUUUUUCGUUAUCCCCCCGUGGCAGGAAGGGCCCGAAUCCUGCUCCUGUCAAGACCGGAGCUCCGGCUUCGUACUCAAGCAAGUUACGGUAUUUCCGACUCUGGGGUACCUGAAUUACUUUACAGCUCUCGAACUAUGGAUGAACACUGUGAUCGUGUACCCGAGCGAGGUUCCCUUGUUCGGUCCUUCGGCCCUUAGAAUGUUCUUGCCUCAUCUCAGUGAUAAGGGAUGUAGAUUAUCUCAUCAGGACGGA
Aureobasidium subglaciale EXF-2481 is the source of this 2356-nucleotide messenger RNA. RefSeq lists its product as uncharacterized. The transcript has a single exon. Lineage: Eukaryota; Fungi; Ascomycota; Dothideomycetes; Dothideales; Saccotheciaceae. The record is from RefSeq and is a predicted model, not a curated record. Gene Ontology annotation, cellular component: membrane. Gene Ontology annotation, molecular function: monoatomic ion channel activity. Gene Ontology annotation, biological process: monoatomic ion transport; transmembrane transport. Bases 96 to 1955 code for a protein of 619 amino acids.